This is a messenger RNA of Ylistrum balloti, 2228 nucleotides long. Its product is annotated as selenoprotein K-like. Gene Ontology annotation, cellular component: endoplasmic reticulum membrane; Golgi apparatus. NCBI's taxonomy places the organism in Eukaryota, Metazoa, Mollusca, Bivalvia, Pectinida, Pectinidae. Bases 33 to 299 code for a protein of 88 amino acids. The record is from RefSeq and is a predicted model, not a curated record. The transcript has 6 exons. Gene Ontology annotation, biological process: endoplasmic reticulum calcium ion homeostasis; calcium ion transport.
UACGACAUGUGACAGGACGAAAAAUAAACAAGAUGGUUUACGUGUCACAAGGUAAUGUGAUGGAAUCACAGUCACCAUGGAGACUGUCCUAUAUUCCAGAAAUGUUUUGGGGGAUAGUCAACUUUAUUGUUCUGUUCUUCCAGACAUUAGUGUCACCUAAUUUGACAAAGAAGGGAAAUUCUUAUACAUCAGAUUACCGCUCAGGACAGGGUCCCCCACAACCACCAAGGAGAAGAAUGGGUGGAUUUAGAGGUGGAGGAGGAGGUCCGAGUGCUCCGCCAAUGGGUGGAGGAGGAUGAGGAAGGUAAACACUCUGCUCUGUUGAAUCCCAAGUUGGAAUCCAGACCGAGUGUAUACCACCAUAUAAGGUUACAUGGAGCAGACACAGAUAAUCAAAGAUGGCAAGGAUGAAAUUUUCCUGAUCCUUAGGGGCAGAUAUCUUCAUGAGACCACAUCUCAGAGAACCUAUACAGAUGUAUUUACAAACCAUUAAUACACUUCUAGAGUCUUUCUGCAGGACAGCACACAUAGAUUCUCAUAACAUCCACAGGAGGAAAUUUUCACAGGCUCUUAAGAGGAUCCACACACAAAAUAUCGAUUCCCUGAUGAGGACAUUUUACAGACUAUCAGAAUGACCUUCCAACAGAUAGAGGAAGCCUUCAGGAAGAUAUCUCUCAGAUAGAGAAGGACCAGUAUCUCUUCUGAUACAACCUCAAGAGAACAUCUCUAAUGAUUAAACAUGUGGAUUGUCCUUACAUACUCUCUAAAUUAAGUAUUAACAAUUAAAGCAUAAUGACAAAGGCAGGACUUCUGAAAGACCUGGACAAUACUGUGUGGAUUAAUUGUUUUUUCUUUUACAAGUAUCUAUACAUUGUAACUAACAGAAGAAAUUGAAACUUUAAUACAGAAUAGGAAUGCUUUAUCUUAAAGAAUUGGAUAUUGAUCAAGUAAUAUAUAUGUUGAUCUGCUCUGCUCCAUGUGAUUGUAUAUACAAGAGUGCUUAGACUACAAAGUUGUUUGAGAGACAGCAGUAUGACGAAAAUCUUGUAAACUUCUCAAGAAGUAAAGAGUUUCAGAUUUUUUGUAGCUUAUGCACUGGUAAAUUAUUAAUGUAUUGUUUCCAAACAAUGCUUUCUAUUGUUUUAUUUUUAUUACACCAGAUUGCCAUAAAAUUUCAAAUAUUGUUUGAAUGAUUUAUCUUGAGAGCUGGAAUUAGAUAUGAUAUCAAUAUAUCAGUAUAAAAAUUUUAAGGUAUAUAUCUUUCAAAAAUGAAAUGUGUGUCAAGAUGAACUUCACAGUAAUCUAAGCUUGCUCUUCUGGGUAUGAUGGAAAUGUUUUGGAUUCAAGAAAUUUUGAUUUAAAGAAUUUCUAUAUUUCCAUGUAAAUGCUUUAAUAUUUUCUACCUUUUAAUGAAUGGAAUUUAAUGAAACUAUUUUAAUAGUGGAAUUUCAAUGAAAACAUAAAAACUAUGGAAAGAAUCAUCUUGUAUAAAAGUGAUGUUGAGAAAGUUUUUGCAUUAAAUUCACUCAAAAAAAAAAAAAAAAAAUGAAAAAAAAUCAUAUUUCUGUUUUCAUUGAGAUGUGUGUAGCCAGAGAAUGAAAGUAGAUGGAUGUGUAUUGCAAUUUUAAUUACAUAUGAAUGUUACAUAAAUCACAAAACCUUUUAAGAAUUUACAGUACAGAUGUGAGUGUUUCAUUAAGAGAUGUUUUAAAAAUGACUUAUGUACAAGAAAACAUUUUACCAGUCAUCGGUAAAAAUCAUAUUUAUCAUAUACGUUGUAUGAAUGUUUAUUUCAAAUCAUUUAAAACUUCUUGUCUUUGUGUUUCUGUGUGUUGUUACUCUAUCAGUUAAAUGUGAUAAAUGAGGUUACAGUUUCAUAUACUACCAGGCACAUUGUGUAAUUAAAUUUCCUGAUAUAUAAAAUAAUUAUUGACCUUUCUAGAAUUGUGAAUUAAUUUGGAAGUGUAGGAAAAAGGUAAUUACAAGUACAGUUGUAUUUUGUAUUUAAUCAGUUUAACUAUCGAAGUCUUUAAUAUUUCAGCAUUGACAGCUAGUCUGGUGUUCUUUGAAAUAUACUCAAAAGUAAUGUAAUAUAUUCCCUACAUGUUUAUGUCUUGUAUGUUACAAUGGAUAAAAAGAAUCCCCGUAGACUUGCGCAAUAGAUAUCUUAUUUGUUUGAUCUGAAAGUGUCCCUGUUUCCAUUUAUCAAUAAAAUAUGUUGAACAUUU